CACACAAGUACUACACAGAGAUGUUGGCACUAGCCAGGGACUUGGGGAGGAAGGACAACGAGAGGCUAGCUUACAACAGACUGGGAGUGGCUUGUAGGGACAUGCAGGGUUAUGUUGCAGCUUUGGAGUGGAACAAGAAGACCCUGAAGAUGAGCAAUGAAAGUGGAGACAAGACUGAACAGAUGACAGCAAAUAACAACAUAGCUGGUUCCUACAAGGCACUGGGUAAACUGGAGCUGGCCAGAUCUCACUAUCAAUCAGCAAUGACCAUCGCCAUGGAGACCGGAAACAAGACUAGACAGAUGGACAUACACUUGGAGCUGGGUGAUUUACACAGGGAACAGCUACAUGAACCACAGGAAUCACACAAGUACUACACAGAGAUGUUGGCACUAGCCAGGGACUUGGGGAGGAAGGACAAGGAGAGGUUAGCUUACAACAGACUGGGACUGGCUUGUAGGGACAUGCAAGAUUAUGAGGCAGCUUUGGAGUGGGACAAGAAUUUCUUAAAGAUGUGCAAUGAAAGUGGAGACAAGACUGUACAGAUAUCAGCACAUAAAAACAUAGCUGUUUCCUACAAGGCACUGGGUAAACUGGACCUGGUCAGAUCUCACUAUCAAUCAGCAAUGACCAUCGCCAUGGAGACAGGAAACAAGACUGAACAGAUGGACAUUUACUGUCAGCUGGGUGAUUUACACAGGGAACAGCUACAUGAACCACAGGAAUCACACAAGUACUACACAGAGAUGUUGGCAAUAGCCAGGGACUUGGGGAGGAAGGGAAAGGAGAGACAAGCUUACAACAGACUGGGACUGGCUUGUGGGGACAUGCAGGAUUAUGAGGCAGCUUUGGAGUGGCAUCAAAAGAACCUGAAGAUGAGCCAAGAAUGUGGAGACAAGACUGGGCAGAUAACAGUACAUCAAAAUAUAGCUGGUUUCUACAGAGCACUGGGUAAACUGGACCUGGCCAACUCUCAUUAUCAAUCAGCAAUGACCAUCGCCAUGGAGACAGGAAACAAGACUGAACAGAUGGACAUUUACUUGGAGCUGGGUGAUUUACACAGGGAACAGCUACAUGAACCACAGGAAUCACACAAGUACUACACAGAGAUGUUGGCACUAGCCAGGGACUUGGGCAGGAAGGAAGACGAGAGACAAGCUUACAAAAGAGUAGGAGCAGCUUGUUGGGACAUGCAGGAUUAUGAGGCUGCUCUGGAGUGGUCCCAGAAGGACCUGAAGAUGAGCCAAGAAAUUGCAGACAAGACUGGAAAGAUGACAGCACAUCAAAACAUAGCUGAUUCCUACAGAGCACUGGGUAAACUGGACCUGGCCAGAUCUCACUAUCAAUCAGCAAUGACCAUCACCAUGGAGAUGGGAAACAAGACUAGACAGAUGGACAUUAACUUGAAGCUGGGUGAUUUACACAGGGAACAGCUACAUGAACCACAGGAAUCACACAAGUACUACACAGAGAUGUUGGCACUAGCCAGGGACUUGGGGAGGAAGAAUGGAGAGAGGCUAGCUUACAACAGACUAGGACUGGCAUCUGAUGACAUGCAGGAUUAUGAGCUUGCUCUGGAGUGGUUUCAGAAAGACCUGAAGAUGAGCCAAGAAAGUGGAGACAAGACUGUACAGAUAACAGUACAUCAAAAUAUAGCUGUUACCUACAAGACACUGGGUAAGCUGGACCUGGCAAGAUCUCACUUUCAAUCAGCAAUGACCAUCGCAAAGGAGACAGGAAACAAACAAAAACAGGAGGAUAUUGCCAAGAAACUGGCUAAUCUGUAACAGCGUAGUGGACUACUAGUAGCCAGGCUACAGUAAGACAUCAUUUACCAUUUACAAUGUAAUUCAAUCAAGCACAAAACAUCUGUACUUCAUUAACAGGCAAAUACUUUGUUUAGCAACAGGUAAACAAAAACAAGUGUUUAUACCUAGUAACUCACAAACUACUUUAAAUAUAAAUUCCAUAAUUUUCUGGUGCUGACAAGGACCUUAAAUU
Molecule: messenger RNA, 2001 nt
Organism: Branchiostoma belcheri (Belcher's lancelet)
Lineage: Eukaryota; Metazoa; Chordata; Leptocardii; Amphioxiformes; Branchiostomatidae
Product: tetratricopeptide repeat protein 28-like
Exons: 1
Coding region: 21-1787 (588 amino acids)
Molecular function (GO): protein binding
Source: RefSeq, a predicted model, not a curated record